Molecule: messenger RNA, 542 nt
Organism: Xenopus tropicalis (tropical clawed frog)
Lineage: Eukaryota; Metazoa; Chordata; Amphibia; Anura; Pipidae
Product: coiled-coil domain-containing protein 77
Exons: 4
Coding region: 66-542 (158 amino acids)
Source: RefSeq, a predicted model, not a curated record
GACAAAAUGAAAAACAUCACUUUAGCAUUUCCCAAUACAGGUCUCCUUCCCUUCAAGAUACCACCAUGAGCUCCAGCCACACCCAGAAGAACCGAGGGGACUCCACUCCGCUGCCUCCAAUCAACGAGCGCCUGGCUUUCCUGCGGCCGUCCAGAGAGCUGUUAGAGUAUUACCGCAAGAAGAUCGCUGAGUUUGAUGAGGAACACGAGGAUCUGGUAAAGCAACUGGAGCAAUACAAAGCUACCUUUGAGGAGCAGGAACGUUCAGAUAAGGUGGCCAAGCGGCUGCAAUUGAUGGCGCAGAGAUACGAGGCUCUGGAGAAAAGGCGCAACAUGGAGGUAGAGGGCUAUAAGACUGACAUCAAGCUGCUGAGACAGCGGUUAAAGGAUGUAGAGAAGCAACUAUUCAAGGUGACGCUGAACAUCGGGCCAGACCAAGAUCUUGCUAUUCUGGAUGCAGUGCGGCAGGGCAACAAAAAGACACAAAAAUUUCAAGGGAACUGGCAACUUAAAGGCAAAUCUGUGGCCUGGGGAAUGAACUGA